AUGGCUCCACAAGCAAACGUUACUCCGGCACCUUCGUCGCAAGCAGAAGAAGCGGCGUCGUUGGAGGCGCGUGUGGACAACCUCGACCAAGCUUCCGCAAAUCUGUUCAAAAUGAUGGGUACGAUGAUGGAAAGCAUGAACCAAACAAACCAGAUUGCAAAAGAGAACCAGAUCCAAAUGGGUCAGAUGAUGAAAGCUUUAUUUGGUGGAAAUGGAAGUCGCGAGAACACCCCCGUGGUGGAGGAGAGCGCUUACACGGCGAGACAGGUUCAGGCGAUGAGCUUCACGACGCCUAAAGAAAAAGGGCGAACUGAAGGAAUCUUACCGCUGCCUGCCUUGUCCUUGCCGUUUAGGUCUCCUGAUGAGACUGCAAACGGUGGAAAGACGGAGAUCAAGGAGGCGUCACCGAGACAGAAGCUGGACUCGCCGGGUAGGAAAAUGGAUCUUCCGGUGUAUGAAGGGCAGAACCCGGAAGACUGGAUUUUUCGGGCUGAAAAGUGUUUCCGUGUGAAUCAGACGCCAGAAGAAGAAAAACAUGAGCUUGCUUUGGCUGUAAUGAAAGGACCGGCGGUGACAUGGAUAAGGAACAAUGAGAACCGGGUGGACCUCACAGAUUGGAAAGAUUUCAAGGAUAAGCUUAAGAAAAGAUUUCGACCCACUCGGGGAGGAACCAUUGUGAGCCAGUUGUUGAAGUUAAAGCAAACUGGGGGUAUAGAAGAGUACAGAGAAAGGUUUGAGGAGUUGUCAGCUGAAGCUCCACAUGUCUCUCUUGAAGUGUUGGAAGGUAUGUUCUUGAAUGGUAUGAGAAAGAGUUUACAGGAUCAGGUGGUGAGGUAUAGACCUGUAGGAAUGGAUGAGAUUGUGGACACGGCAAAAAUCAUUGAAGAACAAGAGCAGGAGAGGAUGAACUAUGGGUACAAAACUGUGGCGAGGACCUACUCAGCUCCAACCUUGGCUCAAUCCAACUCGCAGUACUCCCCUCAACAGAGUCCAAAAUCCGGUGGAGAGAUUGUAACUGCUAACAGGCCGUUUAAUGGACGUGACAACCGUAAAUCAGUGAUCAACCCGUGUAGAAAUUGUGGAGAGAGAUAUUUUGCGGGUCAUCGAUGCAGAACGGCGCAAAAAUUCAAAUGUUUGGAGAUAGAAGAGGAUGAAUCAGGGGAGAUGGUUGAAGCCAGAAAUGGUGAAGAAGAAGGAUCCCCAGAAGAACAUGUGGAAGGUCAGACCAUGGAACAGCUAUCCCUUUGUUCUAUGGUAGGCAUUAAGGCAGCUAAGUCCCUGAGGCUGAGAGGAAAGAUUCAAGAAGCUCAAGUAGUGGUGCUUAUUGACUCUGGGGCUACUUGUAAUUUCAUCUCAAAGAACUUUGCACUCAAAAACAAGCUGAAGGUGACAGACACAAACAAGUUUGGGGUGUGUGUAGGUAAUGGAGAGAUCAUUUACAGCAAGGGAAAGUGCAAUGGAGUGGUUUUAGCAGUACAAGGAGUUGAGAUAGUCGACGAGUUUUUGUUAUUCGACUUAGGUACUACGGAUGUGGUGUUGGGAUAUUCAUGGCUAGCCACUCUAGGGGACACCAAGGUGAACUGGAAGUUACAAACGCUCGGGUUUAAGCUCCUUGAUGAGUGGGUAACGUUGGUAGGAGAUCCAAGUCUUAUCAGGGAACAAGUCUCUUUAAAAUCCUUGCAGCUUAGAAUGAAAGGGGUCGAGUUGGUAUGCUUACUGGAGUUGACAACACUGUUUGAAGGAGAAGUAGCAGAGAAGUCAACACCAGAUUCGGUCUUACUUAGUAAGUUGCUGAGAGGAUACCAGGAUGUAUUUCAGAUGCCGAAGGAGCUACUGCCUACCAGGAAUCGUGAGCAUUCGAUCACUCUUAAGGAAGGUAGUUCACAAGUCAAUGUGAGGCCAUACCGGUAUUCCUACACCCAGAAGAAUGAGAUAGAGAAGCUAGUGCAAGAAAUGCUAGAAGCAAGGAUAAUCCGGCCAAGCAUUAGCCCCUUUUCAAGCCCAGUCUUGCUAGUCAAGAAGAAGGACGGAGGAUGGCGGUUUUGUGUUGACUACAGGGCCUUGAACAAGGUAACAGUGGCAGAUAGAUACCCGAUACCUGUGAUUGAAGAGUUGCUGGAUGAGCUACAUGGCGCUACCAUCUUCUCAAAACUUGAUCUGAAAUCAGGUUAUCAUCAGAUAAGGGUAAGGGAAGCUGACGUGGAGAAGACGGCUUUUAAGACGCAUGAAGGGCAUUACGAGUUCCUAGUAAUGCCAUUUGGUCUUACUAACGCGCCUGCAACUUUCCAAUGUGUGAUGAAUGACAUGUUUCGACCAUAUCUCCGGAGAUUUGUCUUAGUCUUUUUUGACGACAUAUUGAUAUACAGUGCAAACGAAGCAGAGCACUCUAAGCAUUUGGGCAUGGUGUUACAUGUGCUGAGGAAGAAAAAGUUCUAUGCUAAUGAGAAGAAAUGCACGUUUGCAAGGGCUUGGCCUGGGCAUUCGGAUAUCCAUUCGGAUUCGGGUUCGGAUCUUCGGAUCUUCGGAUGUUCGGAUAUAGACAUAUAG
This is a messenger RNA of Capsella rubella, 2547 nucleotides long. RefSeq lists its product as uncharacterized. Gene Ontology annotation, molecular function: aspartic-type endopeptidase activity. Bases 1 to 2547 code for a protein of 848 amino acids. Gene Ontology annotation, biological process: proteolysis. The record is from RefSeq and is a predicted model, not a curated record. The transcript has a single exon. NCBI's taxonomy places the organism in Eukaryota, Viridiplantae, Streptophyta, Magnoliopsida, Brassicales, Brassicaceae.